Mesocricetus auratus (golden hamster) is the source of this 6435-nucleotide messenger RNA. It is a transcript of the gene Znf526, whose product is annotated as zinc finger protein 526. The record is from RefSeq and is a predicted model, not a curated record. NCBI's taxonomy places the organism in Eukaryota, Metazoa, Chordata, Mammalia, Rodentia, Cricetidae.
UCUGCGUGGAGAAACUCUCGAAGCCCCGCCUGAGUACCAACGCGCAGGCGCAGGGGCGCGGGCCUUGCGCGACGGGCUCUGAUUGGCUGCCUCGGGCGGGAGCGCCGCCCAAUGGGAGGCGUGGAUAGUGAGGGGUCCCGCACGCCUGGUGUGGAGGGUCCGUGUCAAGAGCGGCAGGGGCUGCUCGGAGAUACCUGGCUGUAGUGGCUGUGAUAGGCCGAGGUGCGAGCAUUGAAGCAGGACUUGAUUGACAGGCUGGCACUGCCCUCCCCAUAAUGGCAGAGAUGGUGGCAGAGGCAGCUGAGAUGCUAAUACAGUCACCAGGAGCGGUGGAAAGUUCAGCUCCCGUGUCAGGAGAGCUGGCAGAGACGGCCACAGCGGUGGCCGAGAUGACCCCUGGGGAGGCGCUCGCCUCCUCCCUCUUCUUCCAACACCACCAGUUCAUGUGCUCCGAGUGUGGCAGCCUCUACAACACCCUGGAGGAAGUCCUGUCCCACCAGGAGCAGCACCUGCCCACCUUGUCAGAGGAGGAGGCGCUCACCGCCCAGGACACGGGCCUGGAGCCUGAGCCGGCGCCUGGCCCCGGGGACGGCCCUUUCCAGUGUGGAGAGUGCAGCCAGCUUAUCCUCUCCCCCAGUGAGCUCCUGGCACACCAGGAUGCCCACCUGCAGGAGUCUGCAAGCCAGAUCCAGUACCAGUGUGGAGACUGCCAGGAGCUCUUCCCCUCCCCCGAGCUGUGGGUAGCUCAUCGCAAGACUCAGCACCUUCCCAGCCCGGCAGACGAGCCACCCGUGCCCCCUCCUUUGCCGCCCCCAACGCCGCCCCCGCCGCCGCCAGAAGUCAAGAUGGAGCCGUAUGAGUGUCCUGAGUGUUCCACUCUGUGUGCCACCCCUGAAGAGUUCUUGGAGCAUCAGGGCACCCACUUUGACUCCCUGGAGAAAGAAGAGCGCAAUGGGUUAGAGGAAGAGGAGGAGGAGGAGGAGGAUGAAGAAGACACGGAUGAGGAGGUAGCAGCUGCAGAGCUCCCUGCUGAUGAUAUGGGAGGGGACAAGUCCGCAGCUGAUCCGCCUCAGGGCUGUGGGGAUUGCCCCCAGCACUGUAGCUCUCCGGGCGCUCCCCGCCCGCACCGACGGGCAUCUCGCGGCCCAGCAUCCGCCGCCCACCCGUUCCGCUGCAGCCAGUGUCAGCGUAGCUUUAGCUCUGCCAACCGGCUGGUGGCUCACGGUCGUGCCCACGUGGGCGGUACCCAUGAGUGCACCGCCUGCUCCAAGGUCUUCAAGAAGGCAGCCUCCCUGGAGCAGCACCAGCGGCUGCACCGCGGCGAGGCCCGCUACCUCUGCGUGGACUGUGGCCGUGGCUUUGGCACGGAGCUCACGCUGGUGGCCCAUCGGCGAGCCCACACGGCCAACCCGUUGCACCGCUGUCGCUGUGGGAAGACCUUCAGCAACAUGACCAAGUUCCUCUACCACCGGCGAACCCACACUGGGAAAAGUGGCACCCCCACCAGGGUAGCAGCUGUCUCCCCGGCGCCGGCCGAGCCCCCGCCCCCACCUCCGCCCCCACCUGCCCAGCUGCCCUGUCCACAGUGCCCCAAGUCCUUCGCCUCAGCCUCCCGGCUCUCCCGGCACCGGCGUGCGGUGCAUGCCCCCCCUGAGCGCCGGCACAGGUGCGGGGUUUGCGGCAAGGGCUUCAAGAAGUUGGUGCAUGUGCGCAACCACCUGCGGACGCACACAGGCGAGAGACCCUUCCAGUGUCACUCCUGUGGCAAGACCUUUGCCUCUUUAGCCAACCUCAGCCGCCACCAGCUGACCCACACGGGCGUGCGUCCCUACCAAUGCCUGGACUGCGGCAAACGCUUCACACAGAGCUCCAACCUGCAGCAGCACCGGCGGCUGCACCUGCGGCCGGUGGCCUUUGCGCGCGCCCCUCGCCUUCCCAUCACCGGGCUCUACAACAAGAGUCCCUACUACUGCGGGACCUGCGGCCGCUGGUUCCGUGCCAUGGCCGGCCUCCGGCUGCAUCAGCGGGUCCAUGCCCGAGCCAGGACUUUGACACUACAGCCUCCCCGCUCCCCCUCUCCGGUCCCACCCCCAACCCCUGAACCUCAGCAGACUAUCAUGUGCACAGAGCUUGGGGAGACCAUCGCCAUCAUCGAGACGUCCCAGCCACUGGCACUGGAGGACACGCUACAGCUGUGCCAGGCAGCCCUGGGGGCCAGUGAAGCGAGUGGCUUGUUGCAGUUGGACACCGCCUUUGUGUGACCAUCGUAGGGCCGGGGUGCAAGAUUGAGUAUAGGUGCCUCAGAGGGGAAGAGGACCCCUGUGGUGAGCUGAUCUGGCACCCACACCUGAGGAUCCAGCCCGCUGGCCUCCUCUAACUGCUGACUCCUCAGAACAAGGACAAGCCUGCUGGGUUUCUCCUGUCGCCGUUCUCUGCCCAAGGUGAAAGGAAGCGGUGUGCUCGGUCCCACUCACCCCUGCUGCUGCAUUGUAGAAGGGGGUUUGCCAAGGCUCUGCACAGCAUCACCCAGUGCUCAGCAACUUCAGGUAACCAUUAUGAGCACCAUCCGUACGCCAGGCCUGUGCCAGACACGCUCACACACCUCUUCAGAUCGUCUGCUUGUACCCCCACCCCCUUCCCUGGACUUUGGGUGCCUGGGACUUAGCUCUGCUGGGUACAGGAAGGCACAUAGUUCCCCUGGGCUUGCUUCUGUUUUGACAGUGUGAGAAGAAAUCUGUAGGCACCCCCAGUACUCAGUUCAGACUGGGUGGUGCGGAGCAGCCGGGAGCGAACCAGACGCAGCUCUGGACUCCGGCACGCUCAGUCCAGCGGGAGCAAGACCGAAGUACAGACAGCUUGCCUGCGAGCGGCCACCGGUUCAGUCAGCCUGUGUUCGCGGCUUCCCUAUGUGCCACGGGGCUACGGGCCAAAGGCCAGUGAGGCCUGAGGGUUCCUGGGCUGUGGCGGGGCAGGGCAGGGACAGUGGGGCCUGAGAGCAGGAGCAAGCCUCCAUGGGAAGCGAUGAAGGGUGGGAGACCCCUGGUGGCGCCAGUUCAAGUAAAAGCUGGAAUCUGCAGUGGAAGAGAACAUUUCAGACAGGCCAUUCAGUUAUUGCAGCACACACUCAGGAGGACACUUAGCAUUGUCCGUCAGGUCUGAGAUGGCCCUGUGUGUCAGCCGUCUUGUACAAGUAAGGAAACAGGACAGAGAAUUGCCCCGUCUCAAGCCGGGUAGAGGUGUGGUGAGAUUUGAAUGCAGCUCUUAGGUCGCUCUGUAUUUUUCUGAGCAAGACCUGAAACCCAAAUAGCAGUUGAUGUCAGGGGAUUUAUUCUCUUUGGAGAAUGUCACAGAGCAUUUGGGAUUUGAGGGGGCUUUGGAUGCAGGAAGGGAUUCUGUUUGUCAUACGGUGUCCUUCCACUCCCUAAGCAGACAUAGGUGAUUUCAGGAGACCAGUGAGGCAGGACCCCCCCCCCCUCCAGCCUCUGCAGACCACAGUGCUCAGUAGUGAGACAGUGCUGCCGGACUGGGCGCUUUCUAGGAGAUAAGCGCCGGCUUUGGAAUUGGGGUGAGUCGUUGAAGGCUUGUCACAGGAAGAGUGUCAUGUGUCCAGGAUCAGAGCAAGGAGAAUGGGAGGCUGGCAGUGGUCCAAGGGAGGAUGAGCAGAACUGAGUACAGACUUUCGGGUCAGCGGGCUAAGACGACCAGCAGGUCCAUCCCUAAGCCAGCCAUUCUCUCCCUACGUUGUAAAUGGUUUGCACAGCAGGAUAACAUCUGUCCUGCCGGGUAGACAGGUACUGCUGGGGCUGAUGGAAGAUCUAACAGAGCCCAGAAGCUUAGAAUCCCUCAAGGAUGUGUUCCAAAAUUCCCUCCUGGCCAUCAGUAGAACCCAUCAGGAGGACCCAAAGUCGCUCCCUCCCCUGCUAGAGCCUCCUACCCACCCACUGCUUGGCACCGCGUGGAGAUACCAUUUCCUCUGCCCAUGAUCCCCACCAUCUGGCUCCAGCUUAUUUUAAAAGUCGAGGGAAAGAGCCAGGCACAAGCCUGCAGCUCCGGCAUUUGGGGGCCUUGGGCAGAAUCCUCUCCAGUUCCAGGCAGACUUUAGACUGUACUGGAAAGAGCGAGAGAGAAAAGCUAAGCUCUCUUCCUCCUUCCCACUUCCCAACAUCCCCAAGAGAAGUGAAGUAAGCGGGUACCUGCUUCAGACAGUUGAGCCCUGGGAAUCUGCCUGGCCACACCCACUACCAAGUACAGACAGACAUUUGGUUCCAGACCCUCAUCAUCCAGGCUCCCACUGGAUCCUGCAGCAGACACACCCUUGUUCAGUCCUGACUGUCUCAAGUUCAGAGCGGGUUUCAGUCCCUCUGAACAGAUCACCCUGGACACUCACCCUUCCCCCAGCUGAAGCACAUGGUUUGCGCCACCCAUGGACAGGCUCCACAUCUGUGGUGGAUAAGCACUAGUGUCUCCUGCCUGAGGUACAACUCACUCUAAACCCUGAGCCCCCUCACCUCUGGAAACAGACAGCCAGACAGAAAGAAGGGUUUCAUGCCAAUAAUUUAUUGAACGGAGGUCUGUACACAGGCAAACCUUACUGUGGAAACUAAGACACCAGGGGCUCUCCCUACUCCCUCCUUCCAGGAUGGGGAGAGGGUGGGAGCCUUGGGAGCAGAGGACAAGAGGGGGUACAGCUGAGGGGGGUAGGUUGGAUGGUGUGAAUCGACGUUUUUCUUUAAGAAAAAAAUUAUAACAAUCUAUUUACACCCAAGGGGCCAGGGAAGGGAAGAGGAGGUGGGCUGGGCUGGUUCUAUUUACAAGGGACACAGGAGGGGGGAAGGAGUGGUAGCCUGGGGAGGGGAGGGGACCAAGGGGGUAGAAGGUCCUCUUACCCCCACACCCCUGUCCUUCCUUCUCUUCCCUCCCCACAGCCAGUUAAAAUCCUCUUUAAAAAGCCCACCACAAAGGUGAGGCUGAGGGAGGGGCAGGAUGUCGGGGUAGGAGUUCAUCACCCCUGCCCUCUACAGGGCCCAGCCGGGCAGGAGCUUGGUGGGCUAUGGCCCCCCUCCCGGCCCCACUUGGGGGUUCCCGAUGGAUGUGGAGGGGUAGUCGGUGGGGCCCUCAAGAAGAGUUAGCCAGGGUAGCUGUGGAAUCAGGUGUCUGCCAGUCUGGGCCGGUCUGAGUCUCAGUUAAAGCUGGAGGAGGGAGGGAGGGGUGGACAGUUAGCCUUUGCCAGGAGAGCAGAAGGUGUUUCAAGACACUGCAAGAAGCUGACAGCCGUGACUUCAGGUUCAGGGCUGCAAACUCAGGUGCCAGAGGGCCAGCUUGGCACUGAAGUGGCUCACAUCAGGGAGCCAGGCUCCACAGGAGGAAGGGCAGCUGGACAGAGCUCCAGCUGCUGUCAGGACACGGGCACACCCACAGCUGCCAAGUCCAGUUCUCUUCCCCACAGAAACAAGUUUGGAUUUUUAUCCAAAAUGGCCCAAUCUUUCUUUAAAUGCGGGCAACUUUCUGUUUAUUUGUUCAGACCAAGAAAUGUUUGGUCUUCUAGUUGGCACUUAAACACAAAUGUGGGCAGCACUGCCCUGUAAAGCUGGUUGCUGACAGGCUGUAAGAUAUGCCUUCUGUGCCAUCAAAUAACGACAAAUGACACCCUGUGGGAAACUGCAGAUGCCAAAGACAGCCCCCAUUUCACAGGGGCUGCUUUAACUCACUUACCUUGUGAGGUCGAGCUGAGGGUAGCAGGGCCCACUGGGGGCCUCAAGUGAGGAGGGAUGAGAAUGGCAUUGAGAGACGGUUGGAUGGAGAGUUCUAGACACACACAGGAAUGGACAUGCCCAGUCAGGGAAAGGCAGGGCAUUGGGAGAGCCAGUUAGGGUUAGGAUGUAGCACCAGGGACCCAGUCACUGGAAAGGGCCUAGCAUCCAGCCGGGGUGUGGAGACAUCUGGCUGAGCCCAGGGCUACCCUGUACCCCCUCAGCUCCCAGUCCCGUGUCCCCCAAGUCUCCUAACUGCACAGGCCCCAAACUGUGCUCUCACCACCAGGACUGAAGUUGAAGAGCGGGGGAAGCGGGCGGUUGUUGGGGAGCUGGGUUCCAAGACACCGCAGUUCAUCAAAGAAGCUGUGGGCGCAGGCCUCUAGCGGGGAGAGCCUUGAGGAUGGAGUGUAUUCCAGCAGGCUUGAGCAGAGCGCAAUGGCCUCAGGUGGCGUCCGGGAUUUGAACACCUGUGGGUGGGGUUAAGCGUGUAGGUGCUGUUGCACUGUGGAGUGCCUCAUAGUGUGCGUCCAUGGCUGCCUGCCUCCCCGACACCCACCUCCCCAAUAAGGAAACAGGCACAAACACUGAACGGGGCAGCUAGCUCAGUUUCCUCGCCACUACAUGAAGUGUAUUUAUCUAUGGGUUCUCAACUUUUAAAUUCUAUAAACUUAACAAUGUCAAA